CUUUUGCAAACGCCGUGCUCCUCGUCCACGUUUUAGUAUAUGCUGAAGUCAAUCCAUGCAAUAGAUCCUUUGUCAAAAUGUCUGGUUGGACACUCAUCCCGCUCUUAGUCUUGGUGGCAUCCUUAGCCGCAGCCUUACCCGCUCCACCAUCCCAAGCACCCAUCAUACAAGACCACUCGCAAGGCUAUGAAUUUGACGAACUCCUCCAUCUCCCUGGCAUCUCACCGUAUUUUGAUGCUGUUGGUUUCGGACUGGAGCACACUCCUCCUCCAGGCUGCAGAGUCACCGCAGCUUCCUACCUAAUCCGCCACGCCGCAAUUUACGCCAACGACGACGAAUACGAGAAAUACAUCAAGCCGUUCUUGUACAAGCUCGAGCAACACCGCUCAGGAUGGUCCGGCCCACUCGAGUUCAUGUCCCACUGGGUAUCACCGAUUCUUGAGGAUAAACUUGAGGACGUCACACCUUCUGGCAAGGAAGACGCCAUGAAAGUCGGCAGCCACCUGGUCAAACGCUAUCCUCAUCUUGCGCCCACCGUAAAACGGAUCCUCGCCGACAAGAAGCCACGAACCUACGAUACCGCGCAAGCUUUAGUCAGAGCCUUCCCCAAGCCUUCCGACAUCGAAGUUGUGCGCAUCACCCAAAACACGAACGGCAGCAUGGACUCCUUGAUCCCGCACAAGUCUUGUCCAGCAUUCACCAAGCAACCCGGCACUGACGAGAUGGCUAAAUUCGUGUCCCACUAUGCAGCCCAUGUGUCGGAGCGUCUCGCACGCUUCACGCCCUUCAACUUGACCGACAACGACAUCGUCGGCCUCCAAGGCCUGUGCGGCUAUGAAUCCGCGAUCAACGGUGAAAGAAGCCCGCUCUGCGCCAUCUUUACCGACGCAGAGUGGAUGGCCUACGAGUACGCCUGGGACCUGAAGUACGCGCACAUGGUCGGUCCAUUGAAUCCAUUGUCGCCGUACUUGGGCUACCCAUGGCUACAGGCACAGAGUGAAUUGUUUCAGCAGAUCGACAGCGGCGCCGACUUGAAUCCUGAGUCAGGGUGGCCACCAAAACAAAGAUUGUUCCUGGGCUUCACGCACCGCGAAGUCCCACCGUUCGUAGCCACUGCAUUGGGUAUUUUCAACUCGUCGUCGCUGGCGGUCGAGCAGUUCCCGACAGAUCACGUCAACUGGGUGCGCGCGUGGCGCAUGAGCGACCUCAUACCGUUCCUGGGCCACGUGGGCAUGGAAAAAUUGACGUGUGACGACAGAUCCGGUCGCGAGGGCGAGUAUAUUCGCGUCAUUGCCAAUACGGCCCCAAGGCCGAUUCCUUUUUGUCAGGAUGGUCCUGGUGCGAGUUGCCCGAUGAGCGACUGGGUGGAUUUCAUCGCCCAGGGCGCGGAGGAGUUCAAGGAUCAUGGAAAGGUGUGUAAGAAGGAAUCUAAAGAGAGAAAGACGUAGAGUGGAGGGACGACGUCCGGUGUACCUUAUGUAGUACCUCGGUCAUGUUUUUGCAGACCUCAAGAUGCAUGCUAGAGAGGAGAAUAGUACUCCGUAGGAAGUCAUGAGGGUUGGGAAAGUGAAACUACCACUAAUAAAGCUGGUCCGCC
This is a messenger RNA of Exophiala xenobiotica, 1597 nucleotides long. RefSeq lists its product as uncharacterized. Gene Ontology annotation, molecular function: acid phosphatase activity. The record is from RefSeq and is a predicted model, not a curated record. Bases 78 to 1448 code for a protein of 456 amino acids. Lineage: Eukaryota; Fungi; Ascomycota; Eurotiomycetes; Chaetothyriales; Herpotrichiellaceae. Gene Ontology annotation, cellular component: fungal-type cell wall. The transcript has a single exon.